GACGCUGUGAUAAAUGAAUUGAAAAAUAAAACAAGACUGGUUCAAGAGAAGAAAUUGCUGCAGCAGGAUGAAGUUUAUAAUGGUGCUCUAGAAGAUAUUCUUCUUGGGCUUAGAUCGGAACCAUACCGACGAGCAGAUGCAGUUAGACGCAGUCAACGCAGACGUAUUGAUAAUCAUAGACUUUCUCGCACUGCCGAAGAACUAGAACUCUAAAUUAUGUUUCUACUCAGUGUUUUUUAUUUUAAAAGGAAAAGCAGUUUUGUUUAUUUAUUUAUUUUUUUUUUUUGUAAGAAAUAAAUUUUACUGCAUUUUCGCGUUAAUAUACGCAAUAUUCGUAAAACUCUUUCAGAAAGAAACAUUUUUUGUUUAUUUUAAUUCAAUAUUUAUAACUUUAUACACUAAAGUUAAAACAUAAUGUGACUUGAACGUUCGAAAAAAUGUUCAUAUAUCACAAUAUUUAAAAAAUUAUUUAAAAUAUUCAAAAAUUGAAAUUUCAUGUGAUAAAUUAUUAUAAAUUACUAAAAAUGAAAGAGUCGUAUUGAGCCAAAUUUAUAAUAAUAGAUAUACAAUAAUAUCCUGUCAAUAUUGAAAAAAAAAAAUUAUUGAUUUUUUACUGAAAUGAUUUAUCGCCUGUUUGUUUUAAGUAGCGAUAUCUUUGUUUUUCUUAAAUAUGUAUUUAUAAAAUUUUCUUGGAUUUCUAGGAACAAUUAGAAGACAUUAUGAUAAAAUUGAUAUUAACAGGAUAUUACUGUAGCACGAUAGAAAUGUAGAUAAAUGAUGAUAAUUUAAAACAAAUAUUGAAUUGGAUUAAAUUUUUACAUAUAAGUCAUUUAUACGGUGCUAUAAAUUCAAGAUAUAAUAUCAAGAUCCAAACCAAAAUUAAAUUUAAAAUAUCAAUUAUUUUCACAUUAUUAACAAACAGUAGCAAUACAUUAAUAUUCUUCUGUUUGUUGAAUACGUAUUCUUUGUGUUGUACAAAUUUAGUAAAUGUAACUAUGAGAUACGUUUACUAAAGAAUAUUAUAGUAAAGAAAUGCGUUUGUGUGCACAAAUUGUAUGAUUAUUUUUUCAUUGUUUUUUUAUAAAUACUAUUUUUAACUAAUUAAAAAAAUUGUUUCCAUUUAA
This is a messenger RNA of Apis florea (little honeybee), 1124 nucleotides long. It is a transcript of the gene Frl, whose product is annotated as formin-like protein. The record is from RefSeq and is a predicted model, not a curated record. Gene Ontology annotation, cellular component: cytosol. Gene Ontology annotation, molecular function: small GTPase binding; actin filament binding. Lineage: Eukaryota; Metazoa; Arthropoda; Insecta; Hymenoptera; Apidae. Gene Ontology annotation, biological process: regulation of cell shape; cell migration; cortical actin cytoskeleton organization.